Messenger RNA from Nothobranchius furzeri (turquoise killifish), 1840 nucleotides. RefSeq names its product ankyrin repeat domain 33Ab (gene ankrd33ab). The record is from RefSeq and is a predicted model, not a curated record. NCBI's taxonomy places the organism in Eukaryota, Metazoa, Chordata, Actinopteri, Cyprinodontiformes, Nothobranchiidae. Gene Ontology annotation, molecular function: protein binding.
GUAAAACAGUAAAACCCAUUCGUUUGGACAGACAUUGUAAUUUUCUCAUCGUUUAUUCUUCAGCAGCUUUGAGUCUGAUGUCCUCGACACCUUUUUAACACUGAGAAUUGUCUCGUCCAAAAUGAUAAAUCCAAAUAAAUAAACAAGCAGUGAGCUGUGACUUGAGGGAACUUUGGUAUUAGAUGGAGCCAGAGAUCGGACAGAGCAGGGAGUAAUCCUCUUUCUAAAGCUGUCGUAAGCAGGAUGAGCUGAGAAGAGCAACAAACCGUGACUCUGAGAGGACUCCUCCUCUCCGUUGUGGGAUGGACAUGGAAAACUCAAGUGUGACAGCUGCUCUGGAGCCAUAAAAGAGGAAAUCGAGUCAUUUUGGUACAAUAAUAGAGAUGUAAUUCAUCCAGACUGAGUCCCAUUUCUGUUGGAGGAUGGCCACUGCAGAGGAGGACCCCUACCUGGGCUCAGGCCCUGAUGAUGAUGAUGCUUCAUCAGGAAGAGAGCCUGACUGCGACAGCAUCCUCUCUGACGACUCCUUGCUACCUGUCUACACUCAAGAGCCAACAAAUGCUGGUGAAGCGUCAACUCUCUAUCACGCAUGUGCUCGGAAUGACCACAUAGCUCUACGAAAAGUCCUGGAGAGAGGGGUCACGAAGGACGAGGCGAUGGAGUAUGACAUCAACGGCUGGAACGGCUUGAUGGUGGCCUGCUGUAAUGGUUUUGUGGAUAUUGUUCAUGUGCUACACAACUGUCCCUUUAUAGACAUAAAUCACCAGGACAACGAAGGCAACACAGCACUGAUUAUGGCUUCCCAGGCAGGUCAUAUCAACACAGUGAUGUACAUCCUGAACUACUACCCAGGUGUAGACACAGAACUCAAAGAUUGUCGAGGGUUCACGGCUCUCAUCAAGGCCACCAUGACAGGCCGCGAUGACGUGGUGGCAGCUCUUGUUAUGGCUGGGGCUGACACAAAUGCAGUGGACUCCUCUUGUGGAAAGUGUGCUGAGGACUGGGCCCUCAAAACGGGUCGCUUUGAGACCUUUCGUCGUCUCCGCCGCCUCACCAUGCGUCCGAAGGCCGAGCAGUUCUGUGAGAGUUACAUCCCUGAGUGGCCAGAGCUCAAGGAGAAGGUGGACAAAGCUAUGGCUCAGAAAAGCCCUGCAGAAAAAAUCACUCUACGGAUUAAAAACACGUUUGGAUUCAGCUUUCCGCAAGAUCCCCAGGACAAUGGGGUCAUGGACCACAUGGUGCGCAUGACCACCGGCAUCCACAGCCCUCUCAUCUCCACUGGAUGUCGCCCUCUCUGCCCCACGAGUCCGCCAGAAAUGGGGAAGAGACGGCUGGCUGUGCAGGAGCUGAUGAAAAAACACCCACAGAAGGAGCUGGAGGAAAGCUCAGUAUGCCACAGCAACGGAUCAGCAUCAAUCGUCCCUUCUGUCCACUCUGCAGAGGCAGUCGCUGCAAUGUGCCCUCCUGACACUCAGCGGAGAGGUAGCAUCCUGUCUUUGGCCUCUAACAAAAUGGCCACAACUUUCAUUCCCCGCAGUGUGGCGAGGCGCAACAGUGUGUUCCCAUCCGGGUGCAUUCCACACAUCAGUGUGGACAGUCCUUCAGACCCUGCACCAAAGAAAGACAAGAAGAAAAGGAACAAAGACAAGGGUCGACUUGAACCGCCUAAGUGGAAAUACAAGGAGCAGCAAGAGGAGAAAAAGAAGGGCAAGGACAGAAGGAUGGCCAAAAACUAAAAUUAACCCUAUAAAAAGAGCGGAUUCACAUUUUAGUGAAAAGUCUAAAGCAGUGGUCCUCAAUGGUCCUCAAUAGGUGGCCCGCGGGCCAUGUGCGGCCCACA